This is a messenger RNA of Mesocestoides corti, 2061 nucleotides long. NCBI's taxonomy places the organism in Eukaryota, Metazoa, Platyhelminthes, Cestoda, Cyclophyllidea, Mesocestoididae. The record is from the annotation of a GenBank genome assembly.
GAAUACGUUGACGGUAAGUCCUACCUUGGCAUUAAGUCGUCCUUGAACUUCGGUUGGUGUAUUCCCUUUUUUUCUAGGAUCAAAACACCAAGAAGGGUCUCUGUCAACAAAUCCUCUCAUUAUCCUUGUAAUUCACACCCUAAAGAAACUAUCAGGCCCCUAAUUUGUUCUGCAUAUGGUUAUUCCAGUCCCGGCUGCUAUCAACUCAACGAGUCUACUGUUGUUGUUGACUUUCAGCACAUACAUUUUUGGUACGAGGCCAAGGGUUCACUGGACUCACAAAAUGGCAUUUUCCUUUGGUCGAACGACGGUGAACGUGAGGCCUUGAACUUGACGACCAAGGUUCACAGCCCUUUUAGACAGUACAUGGGUCAAUCUGACUGGACCAAUCCUGAGUCCAAAACGCACGUUCUUUUGGUGGACGCGGAGCACAAUAUCCCUAUUUCUCGUCAGUGGGACCCAAGGGGCUAUCCUUAUCCGAUUCAAAUCGCCCAAUUCGGUUUCGCUUACCACAGUCGGUACAUUCGACUUCAAGGAAUAAAAUUAUCCCUUGAAAAACCUAACAACCGUGUGCUUGUCGACUUUAAGAGGAAACUCGUCUUCGGUGGCACCGAAACUGCUCAAUGGAUUUGUCGCACAAAUGACCAUUCUUGCUAUUUCGGUAGGCUUUAUUUACUGGUUCUUCACCAAACCUCUCUCAGUAAAUCCGUCCUUCUUUCACUUCUAGACGAGAGUUCAGGUUCGAUGGUCUAUAGCUUCGAUGAGGCCGAAUCGACUCGAGGUUUAAGCACCCUUCUCGUGACGGGGACUGACUGGCCUCAUGGAACCCGUCUAAUAAUUAAUGGUUCCGUGUCCUGGCCCACACAACAACGUAUUCAAAUCCAUUUUGCUUGUAGCAAUGUCUUUGGCGAAGGCAGUACUGUUGUUACCAACAACUACUGGGCUUUGGGUUACGUACUAACAGUUGAUCUGAAAGUGGUCUUCUUUGUGAGGGACUGCCAUAGUGUUGUAAUCACUCAAAAUCUCGACAUGGUUCUCAAAAAGGCAAUUGAAAGCAUCAAUCGUGAGAAAUCUGUUGCUGUCAAACGUCGGUUUGCUGGCAUCCUCCACAGCGCUUCGAUGCAUCGAAACUUUACUGUUACUGCAGUAGAACUGCGGUUUCCGACACGGAAUGAUACGCCCGCCGGAACCGUAAACGACCUGGUACUUUUUGUGCCGAUCCGAGGAGAAAAUGAGAAGGAAGUCACCAUCUCACGUCACCUUGAAGCGAACAAAUUGUUCGCCUGGUUGCGUCUCAUGUCGGUUGCUAAUUGGUUCGUUAUUAACCAAUCUCGUGAUGGCGCGUGGAAAAUUUCUGCUAAACAUACCUUCACGAGGGAGAUUUUUCUUAAACCGGGAUGGUGUUCGGCAAUGGGGCAAGGCCAGGGCAUUUCUCUCUUGGUUCGAGCCUUCAACGUGACAGGUGAGAUACGUUUCCUAAAGGCGGCCUCGCGUGCCCUGGAGCCCUUCACUCGACCCGUCCAGCACUCCGACGCCUGUGGUGUGAGGGCAUAUUUUCUUGGGCAAUCCGACUUACCGUGGUACGAGGAAUAUCCUGCAGUUCCAGGGGUAUUUGUUCUCAACGGAUUCAUUUUCUCCCUUGUCGGGUUAUUUGAUCUUUCUCAGGUUACUUUGGGCAAUGCCGAUCCCACCAUCGUCUCGAAUGCCUCCCAUCUAUUUGAUGAAGGUAUUAACACGUUGGUGCGUGUGCUGCCCCUCUAUGACAGUGGAACAGGCUCGUUCUAUGACCUGCGUCAUCUGAAUCUGGCUCACUCCUAUCACGCCUCCCACGAAAUUGGUCGUCUGUGGCAGGGAAAGCACAGAGCUGAGCCAUGGGAUAGAACGCUUCGGGCUGUACUCAAGGCCGGGCCAAAUCGAGCACGGUGGCAAUAUCACCGAGUCCACUUACUUCAGCUUCAUCAGCUGUCUGCGGUUCUCGCUCCCCAGCACGCCAAACUCUGGGACAUCUAUUUUGACAGAUGGCUAGCCUAUUUGCGGGGAUUCAGAUCCGGCCACAAUUAA